Messenger RNA from Cokeromyces recurvatus, 888 nucleotides. RefSeq lists its product as uncharacterized. Bases 254 to 490 code for a protein of 78 amino acids. The transcript has a single exon. NCBI's taxonomy places the organism in Eukaryota, Fungi, Mucoromycota, Mucoromycetes, Mucorales, Mucoraceae. The record is from RefSeq and is a predicted model, not a curated record.
UUUUUUUUUUUGUAAUCCUAUAUGUCAAUUCUAAUUAUAUUAAUUUUAUACUCUUUUACAUUUUCCGAGUUCCUACAAAGCUUUUUUUUUCGCACUGAAUCUGUAGUAAAGAAUAAAAAGUCAAUAGAAGCUCUUAGUCGAAUGCAAUGGUUUUGUUACAUCCUUCGUCAUUUUAAGAAUAGCCGAUUCAAAACAGCCUUGAAAAAAAACUUUUGGUGUUCAAGUAAUCAAAGAUACAGUCACUCUCUCCAAAAUGAACUUGAAAGAAGACCGAUUAUGGAAGUUUGUUGAAUUGAGAUCUGCAGUUAUCCCUACAAACUGGAGUGACCGUUUUAACUGGGUAAAAAUGUUUGAACUAAUUGCUACGUUAUUUUUAUGCCUGAAAGAAGAAGAACGUGUUGAUAUGGAAAUGAAAAAGGAAAAUUCUGGUUUAACAGCUGUUCCAAAGGAAGAAACUCUUGCUGCGUUGUUGAGUUUUCCUGAAUUAUAAUAAAAAUCAAUUAUCUCUCUAUUGAUGAUCAAAAAUUUCUACUAGUCUUGCAAAAAUUCUAUUGAGUUCAACCCUUUCAUUUAGUUUAGAGCUAGAGAUAAUCAAAGCUGUUGGCAAGAGAUUUUUUCUAUUUCAUAAACCAAAAUACAGUAUCGAAUAAUUUUUAAUAUUGAAGCUUGGCUAAUUUCGUUUUGAAUAGUAAUAACUUCUGGCGCGUAUCUUUUAUCAUUUUCAUUCUGUGAGGAACAAUAUAUAAUAAAUAAUCCUUUAGCAUCAGCUCAAUCAAACUAAUAAUUCUCUGAAACGUGUCUACAUAUAAAAAAAUUAAAUUCUUCGAUAAAACAGCAUAUAUUUUUUUUAUGAGAAACCAAACACAAAUACCAAGCAAGUGAAUUGAU